Salvia hispanica is the source of this 1089-nucleotide messenger RNA. Its product is annotated as calmodulin-like protein 3. The record is from RefSeq and is a predicted model, not a curated record. NCBI's taxonomy places the organism in Eukaryota, Viridiplantae, Streptophyta, Magnoliopsida, Lamiales, Lamiaceae. Gene Ontology annotation, molecular function: calcium ion binding.
CGCGGUUUGUGGGAUCAACAAACGCUUCAUCAUAUUUAUUCCCCCUUUCAAUCUUUCCCACUCCAAACCCCCAUUUUCUUCCUCUCUCUCUCUCUAAAUUUGUGUUUGUUGCUGUUGUUGCUAUUACGAAAGCAAACACAAAUGAUUGCAGUGGUGCUCUACUCUCUCCUCUUCAUCCUCGGCCUCCUCUACACCCUCCUCUCCCCCACCAAGAACCUCCUAUCUCCAUGGCUCAAUUCACUCCCCUCUCCUGCUCCCGCCGCCUCCUCCGCGCCUCCUCCGCCGCCGAUCGGAGGGCUGAGGGGCGUGUUUGCGACGUUCGAUAAGAACAAGGACGGAUUCAUCACGAAGCAGGAGCUGAGGGAGUCUCUCCACAAUAUGGGGAUUUUGGCGGGAGAGAAGGACGUGGAGGAUAUGGUGGACAAGGUGGAUUUCAACGGCGACGGCCUCAUCGAUUUCGACGAGUUCUGCAAGCUCUACGAGUCCAUGGAUGGCGGUGAAGCAGCAGCGGCGGCGGAUGGAGGGGAUGGGGAUUUGAGAGAUGCGUUUGAUGUGUUUGAUGGGAACAAAGAUGGGCGGAUCACGGUGGAGGAAUUGGGGAUGGUUCUGUCCUCCUUGGGAUUCAGUGAAGGGAGCAAGAUUGAGGACUGCAAGGAGAUGAUCAGAAAGGUGGAUGUUGAUGGAGAUGGGAUGGUUGAUUUUGAGGAGUUCAAGAAGAUGAUGAGAGAGGGCCUUGGAAGGCUUAUUGCAGUUUCUUGAUGGGGUUUUUUACGGAUUUGAAUUCUUCUUCUACUCCGAUUCAACUGCUACUAUUACUGAUUUUCCAUCAAUAUAGCAUGUCUAACUCUUCAUCAUCAUCUCUGAAACUUGAUUAGUGACACUCCUGAAUCUUGAUUAGUGUGUUUGGAUUAUUAAUUGGAUGUACAGAUGGCUUAACAUGUGGGGUUUGAGAGAUCCUCUGGGCUCUGUUAGAUCUGCACUUUGUGUCUCACAUUAUUACUGUACUUGUAGUAAGUGUAGUACAGUUGGACACACAAGAUUUGAUAUUACUAUAUUGUUAUUGGAAAGAGGAUACAUAUGUUUUCUUUA